Prinia subflava (tawny-flanked prinia) is the source of this 6783-nucleotide messenger RNA. RefSeq names its product zinc finger protein 850-like. Gene Ontology annotation, molecular function: DNA-binding transcription activator activity, RNA polymerase II-specific; RNA polymerase II cis-regulatory region sequence-specific DNA binding. Gene Ontology annotation, biological process: regulation of transcription by RNA polymerase II. Gene Ontology annotation, cellular component: nucleus. The coding region runs from base 1704 to 4712 and encodes 1002 amino acids. The record is from RefSeq and is a predicted model, not a curated record. Lineage: Eukaryota; Metazoa; Chordata; Aves; Passeriformes; Cisticolidae. The transcript is spliced from 5 exons.
UUUUAGGGUGUUUUCUGCUGAUAUUUGGGGGCUUUGGGGAAUAUUUUGGGAAUUCUGAAGAGUUGGGAGUUUUUUAGGGAAUUUUUAAUAUAUUUCUGGGAAUUUUAAGGGUUUGGUUGUUUGUAAUUUUUUUCAUUUUCUGGGUGGUUUUUGUUGGUGUUUGGGGGAAUUUUUUUGUGAAUUUUUGGGAAUUUGAGAAAUUCACGGUAGUCUGGGAAAUUUUGGGAAUAUUACUGGAAAUUUUGGAAGCAUUUUCAGGUUUAUUUUUCUUCUUUGAGCCAUUUUGAGGCUUUUCUCAGUUCUUGUUUUAUAUAAUUUUGCUUGUCAAUGCAAUUUAGGGGGGACUUUUUUUAAUUUUUGGGAAUUCUCUGUCCCUCUAGGCUCUCCCCAAUCCCGCAGCAUCUUGGGGAAUUUUCUGUCACUUUUUGGGUAUUUUUGGGGCUCUUUAGGGGCAUUUUCGGUGACUUUUGAGCUAUUUUUGCUAGUUCCAGUCACAGUCCCAGUGCCGGUACCGGUGCCGCUCUUGGUCCCGCAGUGCUCCCAGUGCCAGUCUCAGUCUCGGUCCCAGUCCCUGGGCGGUGCCAGUCUCGGUGCUGGUUCCGGUGCCGGUCUUGGUCUCAGUCUUGGUCCCAGUGCCAGUUCUGGUGCCGGUUACGGUCUCGGUCCUAGUCCUGGUGCCAGUGCAGUGCCGGUCUCUGUUGUGGUGUCGGUUCUGGUCCCAGUCUUGGUCUCGGUGCCAGUUCCAGAGCGGCGCCGCUCUCAGUGCCAGUCUCAGAUCCGGUGUCGGUCUCAGUCUUGGUGCUGGUGCCGGUUCUGGUGCUGAUCGUGGUCUCAGUCUCAGUUCUGAUCGCAGAGAUUUUAGGCCAGUUUGGGUGAUUUUAGGCCAAAAUGGGCAAACUUAGGGUGGAUUUUAGAUCCCUUUGGAUGAUUUUUGGUCCAUUUGGAUGACUGUAGGCCAUACUGGGCGGGUUUAGGCUGGGUUUUUGUGCCUUUUAUUGUGGAUUUUAGGCCCCUUUGGUUGAUUUUAGGCCGAAUCUUUUGGGGUUUAAUCCCAUUUGAGUGAUUUUAAGAUAAGCUGGGCAGUUUCAAGGUGGAUUUUAGAUCCUUUGGGAUGAUUCUAGGCCCAUUUAGGUGGGGUUUAGCAUAGUUUGGGUGAUUUUAGGCCAAAUCUGUCGGGUUUUAGGAGGUACUUUCCAUGCCUUUGGGUGAUUGUAAGCCAAAGCAGGUAUUUUCGGUGUUGAUUUUACACGAUAUUGGGAGACUUAAAUGUGAUUAGAGGCUGAUUUGUGUGGGUUUUAAACCAAUUUGGCCAAUUUUAGGCUCCUUUGGUUAAAUUUUGUACUCCUUUGGCUGAUUUUAACCCCAUUUAUCUGGUUUAAGGCCAAACCAUGUGGAUUUAGGGUGGAUUUUAGUGCCCUUAGGGUGAUUUAAGGCCACAGUGAGGGGAUUUUUGGUGAUUCGAGGCCAAACCGGGCCCUUUCAGGACUUUCAGGCCACGCCCCUUUCCCCUCACAGUUCCCGCCCUUUCUCUGACCCCGCCCCCACAGUUCGGGGCUGGGAACGGGGGAGGAGGAGAAGGGAGGAAGAGGCAGAGCGGCAGCAGGGAGCAGGAGGAGAAGGGCAGAGGAGGCAGAGGCGGCUCCAGCGCUCCCUGAACUCGCAGCCCCGCGGACCGCCCCCAUCCCGCAGACAAGGAGCUGAGCAUGGAGAGCAGGGAGGACAAAUCCCCACAGCAGAACCUCAUGGGAGAGGCCGUUUUGAGCGGCUCCACGGUGCAGGAAUCCAGUGGGGAGGAAAAGCCCCAGAGAUCCCUCAGGAGGAGGGUCUGCAAAGGCAGAUCAGGGGGAUGUGAGGAGGAAAGACCCACCCUGUGCUGGGAAGGCGGCCAGAGAUGGAGCCAGAGCUCAGAGCUGGUGGAGCAUGAGCAGCUUCCUGAUGGGGAGAAGCCCCACAAGUGCUUUGGAUGUGAAAAGAGCUUCAGCAAGAGGUCCAAGCUGAUCAAGCACCAGAGGAUCCACACUGGGGAGAGGCCCCACGAGUGUGAGGAAUGUGGGAUGAGCUUCAGCUGGAGGGAAUACCUGAUCCGCCACCAGAGGAUCCACACUGGGGAACGACCUUACAAGUGUGGGGAAUGUGGGAAGAGCUUCAGACAGAGGGAGCACCUGAUUCGUCACCAGAGGAUCCACACUGGGGAACGGCCCUACACUUGUGGGGAAUGUGGGAAGAGCUUCAGGCAGCGUACCAACCUGAUCCUCCACCAAAAGAUCCACACUGGGGAGAGGCCCUACAAGUGUUCCGAGUGUGGGAAGGGGUUUCGGAUCAGCACCAAGCUCCUGCUGCAUCAGCAGACACACACAGAGGAUUGGCCCUUCCACUGCCCCGACUGUGGGAAGGGGUUCACACACAACUCCGCUCUCAUCAUCCACCAACGCAUCCACACUGGGGAGAGGCCCUACGAGUGUGAGAAAUGCGGGAAGGCGUUCCCGACCAGCUCCAAUCUUGGCCGGCACCUGCGCAUGCACACGGAGGAGAAGCCCUUCUGCUGCCCCGACUGUGGGAAGGGCUUUCAACUCAACUCCAACCUCCUCAAGCACCGGCGCAUCCACACGGAUGAGAGGCCCUACGAGUGUGAUAAAUGCAGGAAGAGGUUUCAGACCAGCUCCAAUCUCCUCGUGCACCAGCGCAUUCACACGGAUGAGAGGCCCUUCCGCUGCGUCGACUGUGGGAAGGGCUUCACACAGAACUGCACCCUCAUCAUCCACCGGCGCAUCCAUACCGGGGAGAGGCCCUACGAUUGCUCUGAGUGUGGGAAGAGCUUCAGCCUGAGGUCCAGCCUGAUCAGGCACAAGAGGAUCCACACUGGGGAACGACCCUACAAGUGUGGGGAAUGUGGGAAGAGUUUCAGCCAGAGGUCUAUCCUGAUCUGCCACCAGAGGAUCCACACUGGGGAACGACCCUACACAUGUGCGGAAUGUGGGAAGAGCUUCAGGAACAGCACCCACCUGGUCCAGCACAAGAGGAUCCACACUGGGGAGAGACCCUACGAGUGUGGGGAAUGUAGGAAGAGCUUCAAGACGAGCUCUGAACUGAUAAAGCACCAGAUGAUCCACAGUGGGGAGAGGCCCUACGAGUGUCGGGAAUGUGGGAAGCGCUUCAGACAGAGCUCUGCCCUGAGUGCCCACCAGAGGAUCCACACUGGAGAGAGGCCCUACGAGUGUGAUAAAUGCAGGAAGAGGUUUCAGACCAGCUCCGAUCUCCUUAGGCAUCAGCAGAUUCACACAGAGGAGAGGCCCUUCCGCUGCCCCGACUGCGGGAAGGGCUUCAAGAGGAACUGCACACUCGACAGGCACCGGCGCAUCCACACUGGGGAGAGGCCCUACGAGUGUGAUAAAUGCAGGAAGAGGUUUCAGACCAGCUCCAGUCUCCUCCUGCACCAGCGCACACACACAGAGGAGAGGCCCUUCCGCUGCCCCGAGUGUGGGAAGGGCUUCAAGCAAAACUCCACCCUCACGAAGCACCGGCGCAUCCACACCGGGGAGAGACCCUACAAUUGUAAGGAAUGUGGGAUGAGCUUCAGAUGCAGCUCCAACCUGAUCUGCCAUCAGAGGACCCACACUGGGGAACGGCCCUACGAGUGUGCAGAGUGUGGGAAGAGCUUCAGACAGAGGAAACACCUGAUCCAGCACCAGAACAUCCACACUGGGGAAAGGCCCUACAAGUGUAGGGAAUGUGGGAAGGGCUUCAAGCACAGCGCCAACCUGAUUGUCCACCAAAAAAUCCACACUGGGGAGAAGCCCUACGAGUGUUCCGAGUGUGGGAAGAGCUUCAGCAAGAGGUCCAGCCUGAUCAGCCACCAGAGGAUCCACACUGGGGAACGACCCUAUGAGUGUGAGGAAUGUGGGAAGAGCUUCAGAGUCAGCUCCCACCUGAUCUGUCACCAGAUGAUCCAUACUGGCAAGAGGCCCUAUGAGUGUGGGGAAUGUGGGAAGAGCUUCAGAGUCAGCUCCCACGUGAUUGCCCACCAGAGGAUCCACACUGGGGAGAGGCCCUACGAGUGUGAUAAAUGCAGGAAGAGGUUUCCCACCAGCUCCCAUCUCCUCGUGCACCAGCGCACGCACACGGAUGAGAGGCCCUUCCGCUGCCCCGACUGCGGGAAGGGCUUCAGACGAAACUCCACCCUCAUCAGACACCAGCAAAUCCACACUGGGGAGAGGCCCCACGAGUGUGAGGAAUGUGGGAUGAGCUUCAGCCGGAGGGAGCACCUGAUCUGCCACCAGAGGAUCCACACUGGGGAACGGCCCUAUGAGUGUGGGGAAUGUGGGAAGAGCUUCAGACAGAGGGAACACCUGAUCCAGCACCAGAACAUCCACGAUGGGGAAAGGCCCUAUGAGUGUGAGGAAUGUGGGAAGGGCUUCAGACAGAGAGCCAAUCUCAUGAGCCACCAAAGGAUCCACAGUAGGGAGAGGCCCUACAAGUGUUCCGAGUGUGGGAAGGGGUUUCGGAUCAGCACCCAGCUCCUUGUACACCAGCGCACACACACAGAGGAGAGGCCCUUCCACUGCCCCGACUGCGGGAAGGGCUUCAAGUACAACUCCACCCUCAUCAUGCACCGGCGCACACACACUGCCAAGAGGCCCCAUGAGUGUCCCCAGUGUGGGAAGAGCUUCUCACAGAGCUCAGCCUUGACCAGGCACCAACAGAGGCACCGGUAAGGGAAGCCCUGUGAGUGUCUCCAGUGCAGGAAGAACUUCACGCCCUGCUCCAGCUCCAUCCCCCAUCAGAGCACCCACAUUGGUGAGAGACCUGGUCACCUACAUUCCCCAUGACCCACACUGGGAAGACACCUGGUUGGUGGUCUCCCUAUUGUUCUGGAUCUUCUCAGGUACCUGUGAAUGUGAUGUUUGGGAGGAUUUGGGGGUUCUGAAGGGAUAUGGAAGAGUUUUCUCCAUUCACUUCACAUUCCAGAAGAUGAGAGGCCUCAAUCCAUCACCUCAAAACCAUUGAACCCUACUGAGAAAGGUUCAGUGCAGCCUCAAAAUGUCUCAUUGCAAUUCCAAAAUUACUUGAUCCUAUAGCCCUCUCAGAAUCCCCAGGAGGGGUCAGAUGAGCAUUUCAGAGGGUUGGGAUGGAUUAGGAGGGGUGUGGUGGGGGGUGGUGGGCAUUGGGCUGGGGGCAGGGGUUUGGAAUGAAGAGCUGAAGGUUGGGGAUGAUGAGGCCAGGGGGAAUCUCCUUUCUGGGUAUCCUGUAUCUCUGAGGGGGUUUGGGUUUUUGGGUACUCCCCAGUCUUGAGGAGGCGACAUAGGGAGGUAGGGGAGGACAUAUGCUUCCAGCACUUGGAGUGAGCACCACAGGGAGGGAAAUGUUGAGGCCAUUUUGGGGAAGAUGCUCCUACUUUUUCCCACUUUUGCAGGUUCUAAAUGGCUUUUGGAGUUUUCCUGCUAAAUUCAGGAAGCUGACAUCCCCUCCUCAUUUUGUGACGGUGAGGAGACACCAAUUUUGGGGAGAUCCUGCUGCUUUCCACCAUUUUAUGGGAGAUAUAAAUGGCUUGUGGGCCCCCUGCCUCAUUCUGGGAGGUUGGGGUGACCCCGUGGUUCCACUGCUGUCUGAGGAAAAGCUGUGACUCCCAGUUUGGGUGGUUUUAGGCAGCUUGUGGGGGUCCCACGUUUGACAGAGGGAGUGUCCUGACUGCCCCCAGCUCCCACUCCAGAGCAGCCUCUGGCCAGUCAGAGGGUGUGGUGGUGAUGACUCUGCAGUUGCCAUAGAGAUGUGCAGAGACCACAACACUUUGAAGCCAAUCAGAAAAUGCACAAAGUGGUUUUUACUCAAUCAGAGCUUUUCUCCCCAGUGACUCCUGUACUGGUUUUGCACUGCCUGGUUUUUGGUAGCAGGGGCCACAGAGGUGGCUUCUGUGAGAAGCUGCUGGAAGCUUCCACCGUGUCCAGCAGAGCCAGUCCCUGAUGUCUGUGAGGAUGGACACGCUGCUGGCCAAAGCUGGGCCAAUUAGAGAGGCUGGAAACGCCUCUGUGAUGACAUUUCAGAAGAAAAUCAAAACAAAGGCACACAGUUUUUCCUCAGAGAAGAGGAGGGGGUGAGAACAUGUGAGGGGGAACAACAUGGAGACACCAAGGUCAGUGGAGGAGGAGGAGCAGGAGGGGCUCCAGGCACUGGGGCUGAGAUUCCUCUGCAGGCCAUGGUGAAGCAGCUGAGCCCCUGCAGCCCGUGGGGAUCCAUGGGGGAUGCAGAGAUCCACCCACAGCCCAUGGGGAUGCACGGGGGAUGCAGAGAUCCACCCACAGCCCGUGGGGCCAUGCCCACGCCACAGCAGGUGGAUGUCUGGAGGAGGCUGUGAUCCGGUGGGAGUCCCGGUGGAGAGUGGGGCCCUGCUUCCAGGCUGGAGCAGCCUGUCCUUGGGGGACUGUGCCCCGUGGGAAGAGAGACCCACGUUGCAGCAGCUUUGGAAGAACUCUUUGCCUGUGGAGAGGAAUUGACAUUGCAGGAGGUGCAGUAGGACUGCUGCUCGGGAGAGUGGACUCAUGUUGGAGGAGUUCACAGUGAACUGUCUCCCGUGGGAGGGACCUCACAGUCUCACAGGAGAGGGACUCCUCUCCCAGAGCAGCAAAAGAAAAUCUUGGUGAUGAACUGACCACAACCCCCAUGCCCUGUGUCCCUGCACUGUUACUGGGAAGGAAGGAGGGGCGGAGGAGAAAAAUGGUGUUUUAAGGGUUUGUUUUACUUCUCAUUAUCCUCUGAUUUUGUUAGUAAUAAAUUCACCUUGCAAGUCAA